AUGGGUUUAUGUAAGGAUAUUGAAGCCGUGAUCCACAAGUUUUGGUGGGGCCAAGGUGAAAAUAGGAAGAUUCAUUGGAUUAAUUGGAGUACCUUGUGUGAAUUGAAAUCUGUGGGAGGAAUGGGCUUCCGGGAUGUCCAGAGAUUUAAUAGUGCCAUGCUGGCUAAGCUAGUAUGGCAUCUUUUCCAUCAAAGAGACACUUCGACGUUUCGAGUUUUUAGUGCCAAAUACUUUCCCAAUGGCAACAUUUCAGAUACUUCUGUCCACCCUAAGUGCUCCUAUGCUUGGAGGAGUGUUUUGCAAGCAUGUGAAGUCAUCCACAAAGGGGCUGUUUGGCGAGUGGGUAAUGCUCAUUCGAUUGAUAUUUGGAAUCAUAGGUGGUUGUCUGAAUCUACUCCUAGACUGAUUGUGUCUCCUAGACCCGAUGCCAAUCUUAAUAAGGUCAAUGAUCUGCUUCUCCCUAAUUCUAGACAAUGGAAUCUGGAUCUCAUAGAUGAUGGGUUCUAUCCUUAG
This is a messenger RNA of Quercus robur (English oak), 513 nucleotides long. RefSeq lists its product as uncharacterized. The record is from RefSeq and is a predicted model, not a curated record. The transcript has a single exon. Bases 1 to 513 code for a protein of 170 amino acids. Lineage: Eukaryota; Viridiplantae; Streptophyta; Magnoliopsida; Fagales; Fagaceae.